This is a messenger RNA of Arachis ipaensis, 1680 nucleotides long. RefSeq names its product RNA polymerase Rpb7 N-terminal domain-containing protein. Gene Ontology annotation, biological process: transcription initiation at RNA polymerase III promoter; DNA-templated transcription. The record is from RefSeq and is a predicted model, not a curated record. Gene Ontology annotation, cellular component: RNA polymerase III complex. Lineage: Eukaryota; Viridiplantae; Streptophyta; Magnoliopsida; Fabales; Fabaceae.
CAACACUGAUUGGAGUUCUGAUUCUAAAAAUCGGACUGGACCGAUUCAACUACAAACCGACAAUAAUAAUGGUCCGGUCAAGCAUGUAAAACCGCAGAUAAAAAACUGGUAAAAAUCGUUGAAUCGGCUGAGAACCGGACGAUCAGACCGAACCGAAACCUGGCCGGUUUACACAAAACGGAAGCUCCUUCGUUUCUUUCUCCCUUCCUCCCUUUCUUUCUUUCAUUCAGAAAGAAAUCACACAAACCCAGACAAAAAACCCUAGCACUGUAAGCCUACACCACCGCCGCAAGGAGUGGCAUACUGCCGCCGUCCGUCGCACUCAAAGUUCGCCAUCCGUCCGUCUAUCUAACUUUCCUCGUGCUCCAAGUCUUCAACCCCUGUUUGCUGUCACCGAUCGUGGCUACUUCCUCGAGCUCGGCGUCCGUCGUCUUUGUCUGCUCAGCCGCGCUUCCGUCGCCGUUUGUUUGCCGUUCACGUUCGCUCGGCGUUCAUCGUUCGCGUUCACUCGCCGUUCACCAUUCGAGUUCGCAUUCGUAUUCGUCUGGAAGCCACGUUGCUCUGCUCCAAACUCUGCGACCAACCCGCGGGCUCCACCUAGCCGUCGAACUGCUCUCUUUUUUCGCCGCCCCCAUCAGACAAGCCCAAUAACCCACAAUCUGAAAAAAACUUCACUGAGACCUUCGUCGCCGCUGAAUUGGGUUUCGUUGCAGCUGGCUUCAGUAGGAGUUCUUUGUUGCCUCCGUCUGCUCCACCACAAGAUAUCAAAGCGUCCAAGCCACCACUUCAGUCUCAAUGUUCUAUCUAAGCAAGAUUGAACACACAUUGCCAUUGCCUGCUCCUCAGCUAAGUCGUCCAAUUCGAGAAGCUAUACACACUGAACUUGAGAAGCUUUUCUUGGAUAAGGUUAUUGCAAACUUGGGCCUCUGCGUAUCUGUUUAUGAUAUAAAAUCCAUUGAGGGUGGAUUUAUUUACCCCGGAGAUGGUGCUCCAACCUAUACGGUAGUGUUCAAUUUGAUUAUGUUUCGUCCAUUUGUUGGGGAGAUUAUGACUGCAAAGCUUCUUUCGUCUGAUGCUGAUGGCUUAAGAUUAUCACUUGGAUUCUUUGAUGACAUUUAUGUUCCCCUACAGCACCUACCCAGCCCAAAUGAGUUUAAGGCUGAAUCAAAAAAUAGCACAAAAGGAACAUGGUAUUGGAAAUAUGAGGAGCAGUCAUAUCCUGUUGAUGAUAGUGAUAUGAUCAAGUUCCGCAUUCAAAAUGUGACUUAUCCUUCAAUCCCAGUUGAACAACCAAAAGAGUCAAAGCCUUUUGCCCCUAUGCUGGUCACUGGAUCAAUAGAUCAUGACGGACUGGGCCCUGUUUCUUGGUGGCCUGGGCAAGAAGAGGAUGCGGAAGAGGAGGAGGAGGAGGAGACAGCGGCAGAGGAGUAAAUGUGACUAUUUUGUUUAAUCUUCAAUACUAGGCUAUAUAAGAAACAGGUAGUUGAUAGGACCUCAGAUUCAUUCUUGCAUGAUUGCAACUCAACAACACUAAAUAUGCUUAUUUGUUCAAUUCCUUCUGAUAUGUAAUUUUUCUUUCGGGUCUGAUAUGUAAAUUAUUUCAUGAAACCAUUGUUUGCCCAUUUAUUUUUUACCUGAAUUGCUUUUCACAUGCAAGAAGAGGAAAGUGGACUUUAUUCA